Molecule: messenger RNA, 6823 nt
Organism: Columba livia (rock pigeon)
Lineage: Eukaryota; Metazoa; Chordata; Aves; Columbiformes; Columbidae
Gene: FRMPD1
Product: FERM and PDZ domain containing 1
Exons: 15
Coding region: 225-4832 (1535 amino acids)
Cellular component (GO): plasma membrane; cytoskeleton; cell cortex
Molecular function (GO): protein binding
Source: RefSeq, a predicted model, not a curated record
GGCGAGCAGUGGGCACCACCAACACGGGAUAACCGGCAAGGGGGCUGGAUGAGGAGGAGCCAUCGUAAGCGCUGCGGCUGUUGACACCCUCUGUUUAAACACCCCAAUGGAUCUCUGCAUUGCAAGAGCUGUGAAUCGCUGUUGGUAGCUCUGAACGGUGUAUGGAAGAUUUCCCCAGUCUUUGCUCAUUCUGUUUUCCUGUGAUUUCUGUCCCUUUCAGGUAAAUGGAAGAUUUGGAGACUAACUUAAUCCAGACACGCAAAGCAUGCAGAAUAGAGCAAAUGGUAGCAAAAUGGCUUCAUCGCUCUCGGGACGGUGCGUCCAGGGGCAGAGUGUCGGCGGCAGACAGCGCCGGUGACGGCAGCGGCCAGCCCACCGGCCGCGUCCAGCUUACGGUCACGGUGUACAAAGACCUGCUCCUCCAUCACUACGGCUUCGAGGUCUGCCCAAACCUUCCUCUCACGAUUGCGUCCGUCACCGCAGGGAGCACCGCCGAGGGGAAGCUGCAGCCGGGCGACCAGCUCCUCCUGAUAAACUCGACUGCUGUGGACAACCUGUCUGUUGAACAAGCAGCUGACAUCAUCAGGGAGGCCGGUGACGAGCUCCUCCUGACCGUCCUGCGCUGCACGUCGGGCGGGCCCAAGUCGUCGUUUCUGACCGCGGAGAAGAGGGCAAGGCUGAAAACCAACCCCGUGAAAGUCCGUUUUGCGGAGGAGGUGCUGGUGAACGGACACACGCAGGGGAAUUCUCUUCUCUGCAUGCCAAAUGUUCUCAAGGUGUACUUGGAAAAUGGACAGACGAAGGCUUUCAGGUUUGAGACGAGCACGACUGUGAAGGACAUCGUUCUCACCCUGAAGGAGAAGCUCUCCAUCCGCAGCGUGCUGCACUUCGCCCUGGCUCUGGAGGAGCAGUACAACGUGGCCAAGAUCCACCUGCUGCACGAGGAGGAGCUGAUCGAGCAGGUGGUCCAAAAGAGAGAAUCUCACGACUACCGGUGCCUCUUCAGAGUCUGCUUUGUACCGAAGGAUCCCUUAGACCUGCUGCAGGAAGACCCGGUUGCCUUCGAAUACCUCUACCUGCAGAGCUGCAGCGAUGUGCUGCAGGAGAGGUUUGCCGUGGAGAUGAAGUGCAGCGUGGCGUUACGUCUGGCUGCCCUGCACAUACAGGAGAGGAUCUAUGCCUGUGCUCAGCCGCAGAAAGUGUCGUUCAAAUACAUUGAGAGGGACUGGGGAAUCGAGAACUUCAUCUCCCCGACUUUGCUUCGAAACAUGAGAGGGAAGGAUAUCAAGAAAGCCAUCAGCUACCACAUGAAGCGCAACCAGCUGCUGCUGGACCCCCGGCAGAAGCACACGCUCGCAGCCGUCCAAGUGCGCCUGAGCUACCUGCAAAUACUGGGAGACCUGAAGAUGUACAACGGGAGGAUCUUCAAUGCCACGCUGAUGCUACAGGACAGAGAAUCGUACGUCGCCCUGCUGGUGGGCGCCAAGUACGGGGUGAGCCAGAUCAUCAACAAUAAGCUCAACAUUGUGACCAGUCUGGCAGAGUUUGCAAGCAUCAGCAGGGUGGAGCUGGCAGAGGAGUCUGAAAAAGUGAGCAUGGUGAAGAUCUACCUGCAGGACCUGAAGCUGCUGACUCUGCUGCUGGAAUCAAACAGUGCAAAAGAUCUUGUGUGCCUCAUCAUUGGCUAUUACAGACUGUUUGUGAAUGCAAACGUCUCCAUAUUUACCUGGGGAGAGAAAAAACAGCAACUGCACCGUGUCUCAGCUGAAGAAGGGUACGAGUCCCGAACGUGCAGCGACUCUGAAGACUCCUGGGAGCUGGACUCCUCCUCGGAGCAGGGCCCGGAGGCGGCUGCAGCGCCCGGCGGCGCCCGUCCCGCGUGCGAGGCGCUGGGGGAGCCCCGCAGCCCAGACAAGGACCGCAGAAAGGAACGGCCCGCAGGGGGUGACCCGUGCGAUGGGGGCGACAAUGCAACAGACAGCACAUCCGAGGCUUCGGACUCAGCCAACACCGAGAGCCGCGGGUUUAAGACAAGUGGCUCCAGCGACUCUAUGGACGCACUGGAGGAAGAUGAGCUGGAAGCUUGCUCUUCCUCCAGGCCAGAGUUGUUCCAUUUCUGCAUGCCAACAGUGCAGGAGAUGAGCAGCUCAGACAAGAGCUUCCUCCCGGUUCGUGCUGCAGGAGGCUGCAGCGGAGCAGGACCCAGGGACUACUUCUGUUUCUUGCAGGUGCCACUCGCAGAGGAGCCGGGGCGUGAAGACAACCCCUCCGAGCAGAGACAGGAGGACAUCAGCGCGUGUGCGCUGGGGACCAAGCUGUCUGAGGGAAACACCAUGGGCUAUUACAGCCUGUGCUACAGCACAUCCCCCGCGGAAAGCGUGGAGAGGAGCAACACCAGCCACAGCCCCAAAAGGAGCCCUUGGAGAGACCUGUCUGCCCAGGAAGAUUCACCCUGCGGUGCAGAGGGGACAGCAGAGGGGACAGCAGAGGGGACAGCAGAGGGGAGCGAGCUCACGCUGGAGCCGCCCCCAGGCUUUGGUGACACCAGCUCCGAGGAGGAGUUCUACGAUGCUGCGGACAGGCUGAGCCCUCCGGAGGCGCGGGCAGCAGGCUACAACACGAGCUCCUGGGAGGGCACAGACAGCUCCUGUGUCCGAGAGAAACCAGGGUGUGACAGCUCGGGGCAAACCCUGGUGCUGAGGCAGAUGGCAAGGGAGAAACACAGACGGGAGAAGGAGCUGACGUGCGCCAAGAGCCUGAGGAAGAGGAGAUCUUUCCUGCAAACGGAUUACACCUCGCAGGUCACUUUCCCGUUGGGUUUGCCCGGCUCUGUGCAGAACCGCUGCUCCUGGCCGCCCCCAGCGCCGCUUUCCGCUCGUCCCCCCGCUCCGCCGUCCGCAGGGGACACCGGGGAGGACGCGGAGCUGGGGCUCCAGGCACAGGGAGACACGAGCCCGUACUCUGACCUGCUGGAAAUGGAGCCUGACGCCAUGGAAACUAAAUCUGUGACUGAAUCGGUGGUUUCCCCCAUCUCAGCAGUCCGCCUGCCGGGUGAGCAGCAUGGGGAGGGGGGCGCAGGCGGUGGCCCCCAGCCGGCACUCGCUGCACACCCGCCGCUCCUGUCCCUUCCCAGGGGACAGAACACAGCUGCCCAGGAACGCCACUCCACGAAGACAGAUGCCGAGUGGGCAAGUGGGGAGAGCUGUGUGGCCACCAGCCACGGGCUGGUCCAGGCGGCUCUGGAGGAGGCGACCACAGCCCAGCACGAGGCUGGUGACACGUCCCCGUCCCCGGGCCAAGACCUGCCCUGCCCUGCUAGCGAACAGACGCCGCUGCCGCCCGCCCGCGGCCCCCGUGCGGCCGCUCCCCGUGAGGUGGCCCAGGAGCAGGAGCCGGUUGCCACUGCCGGGGGGCAAGGGGUGUGUGCGGAGCCUGUCCCAGCUCCCUGCAAAGAAAGAAAAGCCACUUCUGACAGCUGUGCACAAAACAGCAGCGACGGCGCCCUGUCACAGGCAAAAAGCAGACAAGCGGUAAGCAUGGAGGCCUUAUGGAAAGCGCACAAGAAAACAUGCGUGGGUUUUCCAGACGCAACCCAGCUCUUAACAGAUUGCAGCAGCACUUCGGGGGUUAUAACUCGCCUCUCCUGGCUCUCUCUCAGGGUCAGGACAGACCCCACGUCACCCAGCCCGUCUCAGGGAAGGGCAGAUGCCCCCCCAGAGUUUUUGGCAUCUCAGAAGACCAGCGGGUGCCUGGGGGCUGAUGCUGUCAGAACGGAGACACAGACAUGCCCAGCCGGGCCCCCCUUUGAGACAGAGCCGGUGUGCCAUGGCGUGGAUGAGGGGCAGCCUGGAUCAGAGGCGGGAGAUGUGGCUGACGAGCAGCCACGGCCCGUUCAGAGACCGUUUCCCACAGAACGGGCUCCUGAGGUGGGAAAAGGCUCUGCCUCGUCUCUAGGGCUUCCCGCCUCCUCAGGCCCAGCUCCCUUGGGCUCGUUGGGGAGGAGCACAGGAGACCACGGGGCUUCAAAACACUCCUUCCUCUGCUUUAACCACAAGGAUGAGCCUUCUGACGCCAUCACGAGCGGGCCCUCGGGUUUUUCCGCAGAGAAGAAGACGCCUCCAGCGCAGCUCGGGGUGGACCAGUGCAGCUGCCGGCUGUCCUACAUCAGCUGCUUCCACCGGCCCGACGACCAGGGGGAAGGGGAAACGCCCGUCCCCACGUGCCGCGCGUUCCCGGGGCCGCUCACCGCCGCGCCGCCGCGCCGCCGCAGCCUGCCCGGGACGCCCCUGGGCUGCGGGGACGUGGCGCGGCGGGGCCCUCCCGCCCAAGCCCUCGGCUGGCUGAACGACCAGGCGCAGAUGAGCCCUGCAGAUCUCUCCUGCUUCCUGGGCUACACCGCGGAGCUUCAGGAGGUGGUGGGGAAGCUCUCCGGGAACCGAGCCACCCACCCGCAGGAGCAAUGCGCAGAGCAGCGCGCCGAGAGCAAGGCCGCCCUCGGCAUGGCCUCCCGGCGCCUGCUGUCCAGCUGCCAGGGGCUCCUGAGCACCGAGCAGCCCCCGCGGGAGCUGCAGGGCGCGCUGAGGGCGACGUUCGGACACCUGGUGCAGCUGGCCGAGGCCUCGCUCCAGGUGUCGCACUGCCCGCGGUGCCGGCAGAGGCGGCGGGCGCUGGGGGCCGCGCUGCUGGACGUGGUGGGCACGUACCGGCAGCUGCUGCAGGCUGCGGAGCCGCGGCUGCGCGGGCCGGGCUGCGCGGGCCUGGGCGCCCGGCUCCUGUCCCGCCAGCACACGGCCCUGGCCGCCGCCGCCUUCUGCCUGCUGCAGCAGCUGUGACCGCGCUGCCCGGCGGCACAGGGGCCCGGCCGCGUUCCCUGGCCGCUGGCAGCGCGUUCAGCCCCACAGCUCCGGGGCGGGCGCAGGACGCGUCCGUGGGCUGAGCCCCACGCAUCGGGGGCGGCCGUGGGCAGGACGCGCCGCCCUCCAGCCUGGCCGUGUGCCGUUGUGCGGACACAGCCUGUAACAUGCAAACUCGUAGAGCACCUCAGUGGCUUGUGUAUCCUGCCUGGGGCUUGUCCCUCGCCGCCCAAAGGCCUUGCAGGUGGCCCGUCUCCAGGUGGUGUCUCAGCCGCCUUCUGUCAGCUGUGGAGAGGGACAAAGCCUCUUGUCCUGCUUUUCCUCCCGCCCUCGCCCUCCGGGCACACUGUGAGGCAGGGACACCAGAUCCCACCCUGGCCGACAUGAAGGAACCCAGGCUGCUUCGUCCACCUCGUGUGGCUGAGGAUGUGUCCAGUUGUGACAGAAAGCUCUUUGGGAACAAAGCUACGCCAUAUUUAACUGCUUUUACUUGCAAGGGCAGAAGAGGGUUGUCCCAGGUGAGAGACGCAACACCAAAUCCUGCCCUUCUGACAUGGUUUCUGUGUGUCAGACAGCAAUUCUGUUCCUGUGUGCUGGUGCCUGAGGGAAGCUCCUGAUUAACGCCCCUGCCCCGUGCUACUUGCAGAUCUGCAUCUUCCAGAAGGAAGGAGUAAUCCUGGAGACUGAAAUGCCACCUUCACGGCUGCCGAGAGGACAGGCCCCUUUUCCCAGCUUUGUCAGCAGAUCUUCUUCCACCACGUGUGGUGUUUCCCAGCGGCGUGCCAGCUGCUGCCCGCACGGGUCGUCAGCUCUGCAUCCCUAAGGAAUCCCAAGCUGGAGCAGGACCUGGGCAGCAACAAGUCCCUGAUGCUGGUGUCUCACCCAGGGGCUCGUUUGGGAGCUGUGACUUUCUCGAGGGACACCUGCAGCCCCCCUGCUGCAUGGCAAGCUGCAGCAGCAGCAGGUCGGUUGCUGCAGUGGGUUGGUGGCUGCAGCAGGAUGGUGGCUGCAGUGCAUCGGUGGCUGCAGCGGGACGGCGGCUGCAGCGGAUCGGUGGCUGCAGCGGAUCGGUGGCUGCAGCAGGAUGGUGGCUGCAGCAGAUCGGUGGCUGCAGCGGAUCGGUGGCUGCAGCGGAUCGGUGGCUGCAGCGGAUCGGUGGCUGCAGCUGCACGUGCUCAGGGUGCAACGGUCUGCAGAGGCAGCAGAGGCGGGUGGUGUGUCCCAGCUCUGCCCCCGCACCCCACAGCUCCCCAGCACUGCGGGGACAGGGCUGUCCUGCGGCUCUGUGACAUCUGAGCAAGGCCAGCUCUGCUUUUUGCUCCUGCUUUAGUACUUCCAGAGGGAGCAAAGGGCAGGUCCUCGCAGCUGAACCCCGGUGUGGAGGGGAUGUUGGCUGGGGCGGCAGGGAGAGCUGCAGCCCCCGCAGGAGACCUCCCUACCAGCCAGGCAGGCACACCCCCACGGGAAUUCGGCAGCCUUGAGCAGCCCAGAGAUGCUGAGUGAGGGCGGGCGGCGCUGCUGGCCCAGACCCCUCAGCCGCUGGCGGCUGCUGGUGAACCAGGGCCGCGAUGACAGUGGCAGCGUCCUGCACUGUGACUGAGGCGCAGAGCUCCCCCCACACACCGACAGCUGAUGUGCACGGGGAUGUGAGGAGCAAGAACACAGAGAGCCCCUUGGCACAGCAGAGGAACAGGCACCAGCCCACGCACACCCACCCGUGCGGGAGCAGCACCGGUCUCCAGCAACAGCUGCUGUGGGUGCUGCCGACACCGGCUGACGGCACCGAGUUACCGGGGGCGUGCAGAAAAACCAGGAGAAACGAAAACACAUAAGCAAAUGACAUUGUGAUUUACCUCCAAGGACUUCAACCCUUCCACUGGUGGGUAGACACAGUCAUUGACCAUAAGGGGAUAUUUUUUGUAGCAACAAUGGCUAAGGUAACGUAUUGAAUUACAUGCAUCGAAAAUGCU